AUGCGCAAAAACAGUGUUGUCAUACACACUGUCGCCAUAGCCGGGGCCGGAGGACACCUUGGCCGCAAGGUGCUCGAUGCCCUUCUUGACGAAGAAGCUUUCGACGUCACAAUACUGGUACGCCGCGGACGCAAGCUAAUCGACUAUCCCCCCGGCAUUCGAUUCACGACGGUUGACUACGAAUCGCCCGAGUCACUCCAGGCCGCACUCCGCGGGAUCGAUGCGGUCGUCUCUACUCUUGGGAAGAGAACCGGCCUGGAUUGUCAGUUCAAACUCAUAGAUGCUGCAGUCGCCGCCGGGGUGAAGCGCUUCAUCCCGUCAGAGUUUGGGGCCGACCUGCAGAAUGCCAAGAUCCGAGGAUUUCCUACAUACCGCACCAAGGUCCAGACGGAGCAGUAUCUCGAGAAACUGGCUGAUCGCACCAGUCUCACGUACACGUACAUCUAUAACGGUCUGUUAUUGGAGGAUGGCUUGGAGAUGAACGUGUUCGGGGAUUUCACGGCUCGAACGGUCAAUAUCUACGACGGUGGAGACACACCUUUUUCCACCACGAGAAUAUCCACCGUAGCGCGAGCCGUGGUGGCAGUUCUACAACAGUUUGAAGCAACAAGUAACAGGGCUGUACGCAUUCGCGAUAUCUCAAUAUCCCCGAACGAGUUGCUCCGAAGGAUCCAGAAACACGACUGCGUGUGGGGACAUCAAUGGUCACCUGUUGCUGUCGAUACUGCGGCCCUGGUGAAACAGGCGGAGAGUGAAUGGGCCUCGGGUCGAUUCAGCCCAAAGGCAUUCGCUGCAUUUGCGACGAGGGCCACCUUUGGGAGGGGAAUCGCGAGUAGUUACGAUGGUGAUAACGAGCGGCUGGGUAUCUCUGAGAUGGUGAAGGAGGACAUGGAGGAAGCAUUGAAAGGAAAGUUGCUGUAA
Diaporthe amygdali is the source of this 921-nucleotide messenger RNA. RefSeq lists its product as uncharacterized. Gene Ontology annotation, molecular function: oxidoreductase activity. The record is from RefSeq and is a predicted model, not a curated record. The transcript is spliced from 2 exons. Lineage: Eukaryota; Fungi; Ascomycota; Sordariomycetes; Diaporthales; Diaporthaceae. Bases 1 to 921 code for a protein of 306 amino acids.